This is a messenger RNA of Ceratitis capitata (Mediterranean fruit fly), 3035 nucleotides long. RefSeq names its product synaptic vesicular amine transporter (gene Vmat). Gene Ontology annotation, molecular function: xenobiotic transmembrane transporter activity; serotonin:sodium:chloride symporter activity. NCBI's taxonomy places the organism in Eukaryota, Metazoa, Arthropoda, Insecta, Diptera, Tephritidae. Gene Ontology annotation, biological process: xenobiotic transport; transmembrane transport; aminergic neurotransmitter loading into synaptic vesicle. Gene Ontology annotation, cellular component: terminal bouton; synaptic vesicle membrane. The transcript is spliced from 9 exons. The record is from RefSeq and is a predicted model, not a curated record. Bases 733 to 2823 code for a protein of 696 amino acids.
CAGUGCGAGACGAGAUCUCGUUGCUGAUGGAAGUGUGUUUCCAGCUUGCCAGCUGCCGUGUGUAAAAACUGGCAACAGAAAUAAAUAUAUAAUUUAUUUAUUUAAACAAAAUAACAAAAAAAAAAACAUUUUAUUUUAGUUUUCUAUAAACUUCUGCAGUGGCGAUACUGAAAAAUACAUGAGAAAAGAACAGACAUUGGGAAGUGUGAAAAUAAAAAAACAAAUACUUUGAGUGAAAUUGAAAGAAAAUUUUAAUUUAUAAAAAUAUGUACUGAAUGUGGUUUGGAAAAGCUUUUUUUCGUUAAAUAGUGUUCAUUGAUUUCCAAUAAUUGAUUGCUGAUUGUUAAAUUCAAAUGAUAACAUAAGCUGCUGAGAGAUAUAAAAUAUAUAAAACUGCAAGCAAAAAAAUAUGUGAAAAUUUUGAAAAUAACAAAUGAAUUCAACGCUAAGCUAUACCAUCCGCACAACCCAACAACAACCAUAACAGCAACAACAAUAGCAACCAAUAACAAUAAUUACAGUCUAUAAAGUCGACAACAGUUCAUCAUCAAAAAUAAAACGCUUAAACCACAACAACCACAACAACAAUUGCAAACUACUGCCCAACCCCAACACACAAAUAAACGGUCAUUCAGAGAGAGAAAAAAAAUCAAAUAAAAGCAGCGAUUAUCCUUGUCAACAUCCUUGCCGCCCCAAAAAAGAAUUUCAACAUAGUAACAAGCGGGUGGCGCAAUGCAAUCGUCUGAUUCUGGAGAUGGAGCAAAAAACUUCAAUCAGCACAUCACCAGUCAUUUGGCAUCAUCAUCAUCUACAGCACCAGGAGCUACAGCAGCAGCAGCAGCAACAACAACAACACUAACCAAUGCAACAACACCCGCACAACAACAUUACAACAAAGUCAACGAAUCAAAUAGCAACACACCCAGCAAGAAUCCCUUCAAACAAGCACUACCAACAACACAGUGGCGGAACGAAGAACCAAUAGUAACAACAACACAACGUCAGAACGGCAAGAACACCAACUACAAGCACAACGCUCCGCAUGGCAUCGAAGCAGGUCAUGGAAAUUUUGGCGUCGAUGGCACAACAACAGCGCCGACAACAAACUCGACCACAGAUCCGGCAGCAAUCAAGACACCAGGACGGCAUUAUGUUACACAAGCGCAAACACAACCGCCGCUACCGCCACCGGACGAUUGCCGGCAGGAGGAUUAUCGUGCCGCCGGUUCAAUUGCGACUUUCAAGAAUUGGAUGAUCGGUUGGCGAGGCUCACGACAACUCGUCUUGAUCAUUGUGGCCAUUGCGUUGUUAUUGGAUAAUAUGCUGUUGACAACUGUCGUUCCUAUAAUACCCGAGUUCCUGUACGACAUACGUCAUCCCGAUGCACCGCUCGACAGUUUUCCACGUACACCACUCACCACGCACACACCAGCGCCACCAACACCAUCGCCCUGUAGUGCAGAUGGUGAACCACUGCCUAUCGCGGAAGUAGUAACGCUGAGUCCGGAAGAAAAUUUCACGCUAUAUAGGGAAAUGGAAGAGCGACACAAAGAGCUGGUGGGCGAGACAGUUGAAGUGGGUAUACUGUUUGCAUCGAAAGCUUUCGUACAGCUGUUAGUUAAUCCCAUCGUUGGACCUCUGACGCAUAGAAUCGGCUACAGCAUACCGAUGUUUGCCGGUUUCGUUAUUAUGUUUAUAUCGACCAUAAUCUUCGCUUUCGGACGCUCUUACUUGGUGUUAUUUAUUGCCCGUGCGCUACAAGGCAUCGGUUCUUCAUGCUCCUCCGUCUCCGGUAUGGGUAUGUUAGCCGAUCGUUACACGGACGAUAAAGAGCGCGGCAAUGCGAUGGGUAUAGCGUUGGGUGGCUUGGCUUUGGGUGUACUCAUUGGACCGCCUUUCGGUGGUGUUAUGUAUGAGUUCGUUGGAAAAUCAGCGCCAUUUUUAAUACUCUCCGCAUUGGCGCUGGGCGAUGGUUUACUACAACUCUUCAUGCUACAACCGUCGAUACAACGUGCCGAAACGGAACCACCAUCAUUGAAGGCGUUGAUUAGUGAUCCGUAUAUAUUGAUCGCAGCGGGCUCUAUAACCUUCGCAAAUAUGGGCAUUGCCAUGUUGGAACCGUCCUUACCACUUUGGAUGGUUGAUAAUAUGGGCGCUACACGUUGGGAACAAGGUGUUGCCUUCUUGCCGGCUUCCAUAAGUUAUUUGGUUGGUACAAAUCUUUUUGGACCGUUGGGUCAUAAGAUUGGACGUUGGUUUGCCGCUUGCUUGGGUUUGAUUAUUAUCGGUUGUUGUUUGAUUAUGAUACCCAUGGCCACCUCCAUAGUCCAUCUCAUCAUACCCAAUGCUGGCUUGGGUUUCGCCAUCGGCAUGGUCGACUCAUCAAUGAUGCCCGAACUGGGAUUCCUCGUAGAUAUACGUCACUCGGCUGUUUAUGGCAGUGUUUAUGCCUUGGGUGAUGUUGCUUUCUGCGUAGGGUUUGCUGUUGGACCCGCUCUCAGCGGUACACUGGUCAAAUCGAUCGGUUUCGAAUGGAUGUUGGUGGGCAUUGCAAUUUUAUGCUUCCUUUACGCACCACUCUUGACACUGCUUAAGAAUCCACCAACAAAAGAGGAGAAAAAGGUUGGUACCACCACUAAUGAAGACACUGUCGCUGAGGCUGAAGCUGUAGUUGCGGCUGAAGCAACUGCACUAGCGCCGCCGUGCGCUAAUGGCGGCACAUUGAAUGUUGGCAAUGAUGUGUUGAUCUUGGCGACGGCCAAGAGCCCAGCCAUUAUGCAUGAGGGCAUGACGAAUGAGGCUUUUGAAUGUGAACGUCUUUGAGUUGCAAAACGGUUUUCUGUUAAUUUUGAUUAUUAUUAUUUUUAUUUUUUUUUAUCAUAUGUUACUGCUGCUUGUGUCUUCGUUCCUUAAGAGAGCGCAAAAUGCUUGAGUUGAAACAAAGCGUUUUGUUUAAAGUAUUUCAUAUACGAGUACAUUGAUACUUUUCUAAUUUUUAUAUUUUUGUAACAUAUUUUAUAAAUAUAUAAGAAUCU